Molecule: messenger RNA, 1338 nt
Organism: Menidia menidia (Atlantic silverside)
Lineage: Eukaryota; Metazoa; Chordata; Actinopteri; Atheriniformes; Atherinopsidae
Source: the annotation of a GenBank genome assembly
AUGUCGUCCCUUUCUUCAACCUAUAAAGCCAUCCACGGAUCGCCUUCAUUCAGUGGCCACAGCUCUGACCUGGUCGGGCUGAGCCAAACCCAGGGACAGACUUUGUGCUCUGAGCUGGGUCUGAUGGAGAUGACAGACGUGGAAUGUUCACACCUCCAGCACCUUCUCCACGCGCACAUGGAGGCGCAGACUGGGCCCGAUGUCAGACAUCUGCCCCCUGGGCUGAGGGUCAAAGACCCCUCUGGCCUCACGUCUCCCGAGGCCAUCGACCUGUCCACGUCCAGUGAUGACUACUGUCUGGUGAUGUCCGGGGAGAAAACGCCGGUGGCUUAUGCCGAUGUUCCAGGCUUUGUGCUCGCCAGAAUCCGAGAUGAGGAGGGCCCCUGUGAACCGCCAUCCAAGAACCGAAUGUUAACACAGAAACAGUCCAGACCAGGUGCCAGAGUUUGCCUGGAGAAAAGAUUUAACAGCAUGUGCGCUGACACCUCAAGACAGCAAGAAAUUCACUCUGCAGUUCUCAGCAACUUUCUGACAGUUCUUCAGCAGUCGACAGAAUCUCAAGAGGCAGUCACACAUCCUCAAAUGCAGAAGUGGAUGAAAGCUGACAGAGCUAAUCUUUUUGAAGCUCCUAGCUCAUACCUCGGGAGUGCUUUUGACCCAGUAACCAACAUUUGUGGUCAGGUUUUUGCACACAUGGUUGAACCGAGCAAACCUCCGAGUUUAAUCAUCCCCAAGAGUUUUGCAUUCAAUUUUCACCCAGAGAGUCUUUUUGCGCAGACUUUCUGCCCCAACAGCUGCAACUCAAGAGAAGAGCAGCUGCUGGUGCAAGCUGGAAAGGAUGUGGCGAUGCCUGCUGCCUACAGAAAUCCUCCCAGCGGCCUGGACUCUCAGCCCAGAAAGGCUGUGAAGGCUGCCCUGUACCCGGGCAGAGAGCCCCAGAGCGCCGGCUGUAAGAAAGCUCGCUCCUGUAUGUCGCCCGGCCAGCGCCGGGAGAGACACAACAGUAAGGAGAGGGAGCGCAGGAAGAGGAUCCGCCUGUGCUGUGACGAGCUGAACACCAUGGUCCCCUUCUGUGACCCCGACACCGACAAAGUCACCACCCUGCAGUGGACCACGGCUUACGUGGGAUACAUCAAUAAAAUGUAUGGAGACACCUUCAAAGAGGUCAGCCUGUGCGGCACAGAUUUGGCAUUAACGUUUUUUCUCUUGCAGGAGUUUCAGAAGGUCUUCAGUCAUGAGAGAGGACUCUUCCUUAAAUCCAGCUCGUCUUCAGGCCAUCACCCGAUGCACCAGGAGAUGGACAAGAUGCUGAGCGCUCCCCGUGCAGCCGAACAAUAA